Tachysurus vachellii is the source of this 1362-nucleotide messenger RNA. RefSeq names its product olfactory receptor 2AT4-like. Gene Ontology annotation, cellular component: membrane. NCBI's taxonomy places the organism in Eukaryota, Metazoa, Chordata, Actinopteri, Siluriformes, Bagridae. Gene Ontology annotation, molecular function: olfactory receptor activity; G protein-coupled receptor activity. The record is from RefSeq and is a predicted model, not a curated record. Gene Ontology annotation, biological process: G protein-coupled receptor signaling pathway. Bases 1 to 1362 code for a protein of 453 amino acids. The transcript is spliced from 4 exons.
AUGUUUGGUGUGGAGCGAAUCGAGAUUGUCCUCCACAUUCUCCGGGAUUUUUCCUCUGGUGGAGACUGUUUCUGGUCCCGCGGAAGUCCUCCUUCACGAGUUCCGGUUGGUGAUCAGUCUACUUCUCUGACUGUUGGUGCAGAGAUGGCUACCUAUUCUGACACGAUGUACAAAAACAGAACCACCAACAUACCUGAGGUUAUCCUACAAGGAUUUAUAGGAAUUCCUGCUGAGUAUUAUGGAUUGUUAGGAACUUUUUUCCUUUUUAUUUAUCUGAUGCUGGCAUCUGGGAACAUUUUCAUCCUUGUAUUUGUGGCAUGUGAAAGAAGUCUUCAGAAGCCAACAUACAUCAUCUUCUGUAAUCUUGCAAUAUCAGAUCUUGGAUUUGGAACUACAACUCUGCCCAGAAUCAUUGCUAAGUACUGGAUGUCUGAUAUCAUGUCAUUCAAUAGUUGUAUCACACAAAUGUAUUUUGUUCAUUAUUUUGGAACUUGCACCUCAUUUCUAAUGGCAUUAAUGGCCCUUGAUCGAUUUGUUGCUAUUCGUAUACCACUGAGAUAUCCAGUGUUGAUUACACACUCUACUAUUGCAAUUCUUUGUUCAGUGCUUUGGAUUGUAAGCCUCUUAAUUUUUGGUACAAUCACUGCACAAGCCCUUAGUGUACCUUACUGUGGCCCAAAUAUUAUACGUCACUGCUACUGCGACUACAUUUCAGUAAUUACCCUAGCAUGUGCAGACAUAUCAUCCUUGUUAGUCACUACUACUUCCAUUGCUAUGACAGUACUGUGGGGUCCUUUAUUUUAUAUCAUAUUCUCUUAUGUGGCCAUCAUUAUUUCAGUCAUGAAAAUCUCAACUAAAGAGGGACGAUAUAAAACUUUUUUAACAUGUACUCCACAGCUGUUAAUCAUCUGUCUGUACUAUCUCCCCAGAAGCUUUUUGUAUGUCUCAUUUGCUAUUGGAUUUCGUUUUGCGACAAACCUCAAUAUUGCAUUGGUAAUGAUGUACAGUCUUUUUCCUGCCCUCAUUAAUCCUCUCAUAUAUUGCUUUAGGACCAAAGAAAUCAAGGACACAUUAAUGAGGAAAUUUAAGCUAAGACAGAUGCCAACUAAAGCUCUAUCAUGCAAAAAGGAAGCCAUAUGUGAACAUCGACCAGAAGCGCUGUCAUGUCCUGUGGGCCAAGGCUUAUUUAAAAUGGACUGUCGAAGGGGAAAAGUGUUCUAUGGGGAGACGAGUCCAAAUUCAACAUCCUUGUUGGAAAUCAUGGACGCUGUGUCCUCUGGGCUAAAGAGGAGGGAGACCUUCCAGCGUGUUAUCAGUGUUCGGUCCAAAAGCCAGCAUUGCUGCUGGUAUUCGGGUGAAUAA